This is a messenger RNA of Colletotrichum orchidophilum, 1785 nucleotides long. RefSeq names its product aromatic amino acid aminotransferase. The record is from RefSeq and is a predicted model, not a curated record. Gene Ontology annotation, biological process: aromatic amino acid catabolic process; L-tyrosine biosynthetic process. Lineage: Eukaryota; Fungi; Ascomycota; Sordariomycetes; Glomerellales; Glomerellaceae. The transcript has 4 exons. Gene Ontology annotation, molecular function: L-2-aminoadipate:2-oxoglutarate transaminase activity; pyridoxal phosphate binding; aromatic-amino-acid:2-oxoglutarate transaminase activity. Bases 1 to 1785 code for a protein of 594 amino acids.
AUGUACUCGAGAGCCGCUCGCCGUGGCCUCAAUGGCUCCGUUCGCCGGGCCUCUGAUCCCUUAUCAGCAGCCCUUCGCACGUCUCGACUUACAGAUCUCCGGCUUCGGAGCCGGGAGCUCGUUCCGGUGAGCUGGGAGCCCGUCUCUCAGCGCCUAUUUCACUCAAAGUCUAGUGACAGAUCCGUAGCAGACGCGGUUCCGGUCGAGAGGAAAGCAACCUUUGAGAAGCGACAGCAACCAUCACCAUUCGAUGGCGUCCGCGCACGCAGGGCCAAGGCCGGCAAGCUGAUAGCGGGCGUGGCCGCGGCAUCAGACAGCGACAUGUUCAAAGCUCCCGCAGUUGGGAAACCUAAAUCAAAGCGAUGGGACCAUCACCUCUCGCCAGAGUCCCUCUCACGCCACCCCUGCUCCCUGAAACAGGCCGCCCGCCACCUAAAGAAGCCCGGCCUCAUCUCGCUCGGCGGCGGCCUCCCCUCGAGCGCCUACUUUCCCUUCGCCGAGCUCUCCAUCCGGGUCCCCACGGCCCCGCACUUCUCGGAAGCGGAGACCAUCGCCUCGGGCCAGACCCUCACCGUCGGGAAAUACGACGUCCGGGAGAAGGCCGACGCCGAGUACGAUCUCUCCAUCGCCCUCAACUACACCCAGUCCACAGGCUCCGCCCAGAUGAUGCGCUUCGUCACAGAGCACACCGAGCUCGUGUACAACCCGCCCUACGCCGAUUGGCAGUGCUGCCAGACCGUCGGCAGCACGGGCGCCCUGGAACAGACGCUGCGCAUGUUCUGCGACAAGGACCGCAAGGAUUCUGUCCUGACGGAGGAGUACAGCUUCUCCACCGCGCUCGAGACCAUCGCACCGCUCGGCGUCAAGGCCGUCGGCGUCCCCGUUGACGCUGAGGGCCUGCUCCCGGAGGCCAUGGACGAGAUUCUCACAAACUGGGAUUCCGAGGCACGCGGCGGCCGCCGAAAGCCUCACUUGCUGUACACCGUCCCUUCGGGCCAGAACCCCACGGGGGCAACGCAGUCCGCGGCCCGGAGGCGGGCAAUCUACACCGUGGCGCAGAAGCACGACCUCUACAUUAUCGAAGACGAGCCCUAUUACUUUCUCCAGAUGCAACCCUACACCGGCCCCGACGCACCCGCGACCCCGCCCCCGUCCUCCGUCUCCGAGUUCCUGGGCACCCUGAUCCCUUCCCUGCUCAGCAUGGACACGGACGGCCGCGUGCUCCGCAUGGACUCCUUCUCCAAGGUGCUGGUUCCCGGGUCACGCUUGGGCUGGGUGACGGCGUCGGCGCAGGUGAUUGAGCGCUUCAUCCGCCACGCCGAGGUCGCGAACCAGGGGCCCAGCGGGUUCUCACAGGUCGCCGUGUGGAAGCUGCUCGACGAGACGUGGGGACACGAGGGGUACCUCCAAUGGCUCAUCAACCUGCGCAUGGAGUACACGCAGCGCCGCGACUGGCUCCUGGCCGCGUGCGAGAAGCAUCUUCCCCGUGACAUUGUGAGCUGGACGCCUCCUGCCGCCGGCAUGUUUUUGUGGCUCAAAGUCGACCACUCCGCCCACCCGGAUGGCAACCUCCGCCCGCUCCUCGAGGUCGAGGAGGAAAUCUUCAACUCGUGCAUCGAGAAAGGCGUCCUCUGCGCCCGGGGCUCGUGGUUCCGCACCGAGCAGGACACCCCGCUCAAGGACCUCUUCUUCCGCGCCACGUUUGCAUCGGCCAGCGAGCAGGAUAUGGACAAGGCGAUUCAGAGACUGGGGGCUGCCAUUAAGGAGAGUUUCCGCAUCGCAUGA